UGGGUGUGCGGGUUGUCGAGGCUUCAGGGCGCCGUGUCGGGUCUCUGAAACGCCUCCUAGCGAGUGUGUAAGGUUCCGCUGUCUCAUGUCUCAGUCACUCCAUGUUCUCAUUUCUAACUACGAAAACGCCCCCAUUUAGAAAAAUCUAUGCCAUUUAUUUCAUCUAAACUCAAAAAUCCUUGACGAUAUUGGUUUCUACACAAUAACCAAAUAAUCUAGUUUGAUGUAUGUCAUGAGAAUAACAACUGGUAUUUAUUGUCUAUACUUAUGCGAUUUUGUAGAUGGAGCUUUAACACUGAAUGCGGAGAACGCUAAUUAUGCCUGUCAAGUUCCAAACUUCCAUAAAUGUGAGCUCUGCCUGCUGUCCUUUCCAAAAGAGGCCCAGCUUCAGCGCCACAUGAGGGAGCACGAACGAAAUGACAAGCCACAUCGAUGUGACCAGUGCCCCCAAACAUUUAAUGUUGAAUUCAACCUGACCCUUCAUAAGUGCACCCACAAUGGGGAAGACCCCACCUGCCCCGUGUGUCACAAGAAGUUCUCCAGAGCGGCCAGUCUCAAGGCGCAUGUUAUGCUGCAUGAGAAGGAAGAGAACCUCAUCUGCCCUGAGUGUGGGGAUGAGUUCGCGCUGCAGAGCCAGCUGGCCGUCCACAUGGAGGAGCACCGCCAGGAGCUGGCCGCCUCCCGCGCCCACGCCUGCAGGGCCUGCAGGAAGGAGUUUGAGACGUCGGCGCAGCUGAAGGAGCACAUGAGGACACACUACAAGAUCAGGGUGUCGAGCACGAGGUCGUACAACCGGAACAUCGACAGGAGCAGCUUCACCUACUCCUGCCCGCACUGCGGAAAGACGUUCCAGAAGCCCAGCCAGCUGACGCGGCACGUGCGGAUCCACACAGGGGAAAGGCCUUUCAAGUGCAGCGAGUGCGGGAAAGCCUUUAACCAGAAGGGGGCGCUGCAGACCCACAUGAUCAAGCACACAGGUGAAAAGCCCCACGCCUGUGCCUUUUGUCCUGCUGCCUUUUCUCAGAAGGGGAAUCUCCAGUCACACGUGCAGAGAGUCCACUCCGAGGUCAAGAAUGGACCUACCUACAAUUGCACAGAAUGUAGCUGUGUAUUUAAAAGUUUGGGCAGCUUGAACACCCACAUCAGCAAGAUGCACAUGGGGGGCCCCCAGAACCCAACGGGCCCCGCGGAGACCGCGCACGUGCUGACGGCCACGCUCUUCCAGACCUUGCCCCUCCAGCAGACGGAAGUGCAGGUCACGUCCGCGUCCAGCCAGCAGAACUCGCAGGCGGUGACCGACGUCAUCCAGCAGCUCCUGGAGCUGUCGGAGCCGGGCCCGGUGGAGCCCAGCCCCCCCGUGCCGCCAGGGCAGCACCUGAGCAUCACUGUGGGCGUCAGCCCGGACAUCCUGCAGCAAGCCUUAGAAAACAGUGGGCUGUCUUCAAUUCCAGUUGCAGCGCCCCCGAGUGACUCCAGCCAUGCCAAGGCCACCGCCCCGCAGGUGCAGCCCGGCGACGGGGCCCCCGCUCCCGGUGAGCCCCCCGACGCUGCGGAGGCAGAGCAAGAGAAAGAACAGGAAAGCCCCGGGAAGCUGGACAAGAAAGAGAAGAAAAUUUUAAAGAAGAAAUCUCCAUUUCUCCCUGGUUCAAUCCGAGAGGAGAACGGGGUGCGGUGGCACGUGUGUCCCUACUGCAGCAAGGAGUUCCGCAAGCCCAGCGACCUAGUGCGCCACAUCCGCAUCCACACCCACGAGCGGCCCUUCAAGUGCCCACAGUGCUUCCGGGCCUUCGCCGUGAAGAGCACCCUGACUGCCCACAUCAAGACCCACACGGGCAUCAAGGCCUUCAAGUGCCAGCACUGCAUGAAGAGCUUCUCCACUGCGGGCAGCCUCAAGGUGCACAUCCGCCUGCACACAGGAGUCAGACCCUUCGCUUGUCCCCACUGUGACAAAAAGUUCCGAACCUCAGGCCACAGGAAGACUCACAUCGCUUCCCACUUCAAACACACGGAGCUGCGGAAGAUGCGGCACCAGCGCAAGCCCGCCAAGGUCCGCGCGGGCAAGGCCAGCGUCCCGGUCCCCGACAUCCCCUUGCAGGAGCCGAUUCUCAUCACCGACGUAGGUCUUAUCCAGCCUAUUCCGAGAAACCAGUUUUUUCAAAGUUAUUUUAAUAAUAAUUUUGUAAAUGAAGCAGAUAGACCGUACAAGUGUUUUUACUGUCAUCGCGCAUAUAAAAAAUCUUGCCACCUGAAACAGCACAUCAGGUCCCACACGGGCGAGAAGCCCUUCAAGUGCCCACAGUGCGGCCGGGGCUUCGUCUCCGCGGGGGUGCUGAAGGCGCACCUGCGCACCCACACCGGGCUCAAGUCCUUCAAGUGUCUCAUCUGCAACGGCGCCUUCACCACGGGCGGCAGCCUGCGGCGCCACAUGGGCAUCCACAACGACCUGCGCCCCUACAUGUGCCCCUACUGCCAGAAGACCUUCAAGACCUCGCUCAACUGCAAGAAGCACAUGAAGACCCACAGGUACGAGCUCGCCCAGCAACUCCAGCAGCACCAGCAGGCGACCUUGCUGGAUGGUGGCGCUGCGGAGCCGCAGAGCGCGCAGGUGCCCGCGCAGAUGCAGGUGGAGAUCGAGGGUGCCGAGCUGCCACCGUCUGCAGACACGGUCACCGCAAACCCCGCGGCCAUGCUGGACCUGGAGCCGCAGCACGUCGUGGGCUCGGAGGACACGGGGCUCGGCCAGCAGCUGGCAGGGCAGCCUCUGGAAGCGGAGGAAGACAGGUUUGUGGCGCCGCAGCCCCCGCUCCAGGGCCACAUGGACCAGUUCGAGGAGCAGGUCCCUGCAGCGCAGCCCUUCGCGCCAGCCGGCCUGCCCCAGGGUUUUACAGUGACAGACACGUACAAUCAGCAGACUCAGUUUCCCCCUGUCCAGCAGUUACAAGACUCUAGCACCUUAGAAUCCCAGGCCCUCUCCACCAGCUUCCACCAGCAGGACCUACUGCAGGCGCCUGCCCCGGACGCCGUGCCCGUGACAACUCGUUUGAUUCAGGAGUCAUCCCAGGAGGAACUGGACCUGCAGACCCCCCGCCCCCCGUUCCUGGAGGCCAGCGAGGAUCAGAGCCGACGCUCCUACAGGUGUGACUACUGCAGCAAAGGCUUCAAGAAGUCCAGCCACCUGAAGCAGCACGUGCGCUCACACACCGGGGAGAAGCCCUACAAGUGCAAGCUCUGCGGGCGCGGCUUCGUGUCAUCGGGGGUGCUCAAGUCCCACGAGAAGACCCACACAGGGGUCAAGGCCUUCAGCUGCAGCAUCUGCAGCGCGGCGUUCACCACCAACGGCAGCCUCACCAGGCACAUGGCCACGCACGUGAGCACCAAGCCUUACAAGUGUCCGUUCUGCGAGCAGGGCUUCCGCACCACCGUCCACUGCAAAAAGCACAUGCGGAGGCACCAGGCCGCCCCCUCCGCCGUGUCUGCGCCGGGAGAGGCCGGAGGAGAUGCCUGCCUGGAGGAGGAGGAGGAGGGCGCGGAGCGGGGCGCUGUCGCCAGGAAGGCGCGGCCCGAGGUCAUCACCUUCACCGCGGAGGAGACGGCGCAGCUGGCCAGGGCGCGGCCGCAGGAGGGCGCCACGGUGUCGGAGCGCGUGCUGGCGCAGUCGGCCGCCGAGAAGGACCGCAUCAGCGAGCUGCGGGACCGGCAGGCGGAGCUCGAGGCCGAGCCCCGGUUCGCCAACUGCUGCUCCUACUGCCCCAAGAGCUUCAAGAAGCCCAGUGACUUGGUGAGGCAUGUGCGGAUCCACACCGGGGAGAAGCCCUACAGGUGUGACGAGUGCGGCAAGAGCUUCACCGUCAAGUCCACGCUCGACUGCCACGUGAAGACCCACACGGGCCAGAAGCUCUUCAGCUGUCACGUCUGCAGCAACGCCUUUUCCACCAAGGGCAGCCUGAAGGUCCACAUGCGUCUGCACACAGGGGCAAAGCCCUUCAAGUGCCCCCACUGCGAGCUGCGCUUCCGCACGUCGGGGCGGAGGAAGACCCACAUGCAGUUUCACUACAAGCCCGACCCGAAGAAAGGCAGGAAGCCGGCGACCCGGGGCCCCGCGGAGGGGCUCCCACCCGGAGGCCUCCUCAGCCCGCCCCCCUCCGACCCCAGCGUGUUCAUCAUGAACAACUCCGUCCUCACGGGGCAGUUUGACCAGAACGUGCUGCAGCAGGGCCUGGUGGGCCAGGCCAUCCUCCCCGCGGCCAUGUCAGCCGGCGGCGACUGGACGGUGUCCCUGGCGGAUGGGGGCCUGGCCGCCCUGGAGGGCGUACAGCUGCAGCUGGCCGCAAGCGUGCUGGGGCCGAACGUCCAGAUCUCUGGAAUCGACGCCUCCAGCAUUAACAACAUCACGUUGCAGAUUGACCCCAGCAUCCUGCAGCAGACCCUGCAGCAGAGCAGCCUGCUGACCCAGCAGCUGGCCGGGGAGCCCAGCUUGGCCCCGCAGAACGGCGCUCUCCAGACCCCAGACGGCACGGUCCCGGCCAGUGUGGUCAUACAGCCCCUCUCAGGCCUGUCUUUGCAGCCCACAGUGACCUCUGCCAACCUGACCAUCGGCCCGCUAUCUGAGCAGGACCCCGUGCUGGCCACCAGCAGCAGUGGGACUCACGACCUCUCACAAGUGAUGACAUCACAGGGCCUGGUAUCCACCUCCAGUGGCCCCCACGAGAUCACCCUGACCAUCAACAACUCCAGUCUGAGUCAGGUCUUGGCCCAGGCUGCGGGGCCCACAGCUGCAUCCGCCUCGGGGCCCCCACAGGAAAUCACCCUGACCAUCUCUGGUCAGGACCUCAUCCAGCACAGCGCGAGCGGGGGCAGUGAGCUGAAUGGAAGCAUAAGGUUGUCCGCGCCUGCGCUCGGUAGCCAGCCCGCAGGGGCCACCUUGACCAUCAGCAACGACCAGCUGCUCCCCCAGAGUGCUGCCUUGAACUCCUCAGAAAUGAGCCCCGCCCCCAGCAGCCUCCCAGCAGCCACGCCCAUGUCCCCAUCCGCCGUGGCCGCACAGAGCCUGGUCAUGUCUUCGUCGGGAGUGGGCGCGGACGCCAGCGUCACCCUGACUCUGGCCGACACUCAGGGCCUGCUGUCCGGAGGCCUGGACACGGUCACGCUCAACAUCGCCUCUCAGGGUCAGCAAUUCCCAGCCUUACUCACGGACCCCUCUCUCUCGGGCCAAGGAGGAGCGGGCUCGCCCCAAGUCAUCCUAGUGAGCCACACCCCACAGCCCCCGUCUGCCGCCUGUGAGGAAGUGGCCUACCAGGUGGCUGACGUUGCUACCAGCCUGGCCGCGGGCGGCCCGGCCGAGAAGGAGGGCCGGCUACACCCCUGCCUGGAGUGCGGCCGUACCUUUCCCUCCGCAGCGCUGCUGCUGCACCACAGCAAGGAGGCACACGGCCGGGAGCGCAUCCACGUCUGCCCCGUGUGCAGGAAGGCCUUCAAGCGCGCCACGCACCUCAAGGAGCACGUGCAGACCCACCAGGCCGGCCCCUCCGUCAGCUCGCAGAAGCCCCGACUGUUUAAAUGCGACACGUGUGACAAAGCCUUUGCCAAGCCCAGCCAGCUGGAGCGCCACAGCCGCAUCCACACAGGGGAGCGGCCCUUCCACUGCACCCUGUGCGAGAAGGCCUUCAACCAGAAGAGCGCGCUGCAGGUGCACAUGAAGAAGCACACAGGGGAGAGGCCCUACAAGUGCGCCCACUGCGUCAUGGGUUUCACGCAGAAGAGCAACAUGAAGCUGCACAUGAAGCGGGCGCACAGCUACACUGGGACAUUGCAGGACCCCGCCGGCCCCCAGGAGCAGGCCGUGGAGGAGCUGGGCCGCACGCUGCAGCUGGAGGCCGUGGUGCAGGAGGCGGCCAGCGAGUGGCAGGCCCUGGCCGACGUGUUCUGACGCAGCCCGAGGCCGGCGAGUCCAUGCUGGGAUCGGCGGCGCUGGGCCUGCUCCUAGGAGCGGCGAGUGUUGCAGAUGUCACGGCAGCUUAGCUGUAGCGUUAGCUGAAGAAUCACUGUCUUUCAGAGACUUUUAGGAAAAAAACUGGGAAAAGUGUAAGCACGUUGUUCUCACUUGUCUACGAAUCACUGACCUCAGGUACCACGCCCGGCGCCUCGCCGUGGCCCCACGGCCAGCGUGUCCAGUUAAGGAGCUGACUGGGCCUCACUAUCAUUGCAGUGUGAUUUCUCUGUGUUGGCCAAGACAGACGUUAACACGGAGAAGUAAAACGGGCCCCCCGCGCUGUCUGCUGUGGAAGCCGAGCUGCGGAACAGCGCGUGGUGGGCGCAAAGCCCAGAGGGAAUGUUCGCGCACAGGGAGGUGUUUUCCAGUUGCUUUCUCUGUGCGUUUUGAAAUUAGUAGAAAUUGACUCUUUUUUAGGUGACCUUAAGUUACUAUGACUCAUGUCUUGAGAGGCGGCUGGACCAGUUCUCUCUCCGUCGCAAGCAUCUCACCAUCAGGUACACGACGCAGACCUGGCAUGGGCGCGGGCCGGGCGGGCCUGGCGCAGGACUUCCGAGGCGCCGCCGCCGGGCGGG
Molecule: messenger RNA, 6564 nt
Organism: Talpa occidentalis (Iberian mole)
Lineage: Eukaryota; Metazoa; Chordata; Mammalia; Eulipotyphla; Talpidae
Gene: ZNF236
Product: zinc finger protein 236
Exons: 31
Coding region: 224-5926 (1900 amino acids)
Biological process (GO): regulation of transcription by RNA polymerase II
Cellular component (GO): nucleus
Molecular function (GO): DNA-binding transcription factor activity, RNA polymerase II-specific; RNA polymerase II cis-regulatory region sequence-specific DNA binding
Source: RefSeq, a predicted model, not a curated record